This is a messenger RNA of Drosophila novamexicana, 3255 nucleotides long. RefSeq names its product protein HIRA homolog (gene Hira). Lineage: Eukaryota; Metazoa; Arthropoda; Insecta; Diptera; Drosophilidae. Gene Ontology annotation, cellular component: nucleus; HIR complex. Gene Ontology annotation, biological process: regulation of DNA-templated transcription; DNA-templated transcription; chromatin remodeling. Gene Ontology annotation, molecular function: protein binding; nucleosome binding. The transcript has 5 exons. The coding region runs from base 113 to 3094 and encodes 993 amino acids. The record is from RefSeq and is a predicted model, not a curated record.
UCUACUCGAUACAUGUCGUUAUGUUAUUUACAUCCCUAUUUGCCGGCAAAUAUAAUACCGAGCGGCAAUUGGAACCGCGGUUAUUUACAAACAACUGACAGCAGCCGCAUUAAUGAGGCUCGUGAAGCCGGGUUGGGUGCACCAUGAUGAAAAACCCAUCUUCUCGGUGGAUGUGCACCAGGAUUGUACAAAAUUUGCAACUGGCGGUCAGGGCAACGAUUCCGGGCGUGUUGUCAUUUGGAAUCUCAAGCCGGUGCUAUCCGAGAAGGAUGAGAACGAUGCAUCGGUGCCACGGAUGCUCUGCCAAAUGGAUCAGCAUUUGGCGUGCGUGAACUGUGUGCGCUGGUCGCAGAAUGGACAGCUGCUGGCUUCCGGUUCGGAUGACAAGCUAAUCAUGAUUUGGCGCAAGGCGCAGGGACCCAGCGGCGUCUUUGGCACCGGCGGCAUGCAACAGAAUCACGAGUCCUGGAAGUGUAUACACACGCUACGCGGCCAUGAUGGCGAUGUUCUCGAUCUGGCCUGGUCGCCCAAUGAUCUCUUUCUAGCCAGCUGCAGCAUAGACAACACCAUCAUUGUCUGGGAUGCCCGUGCUCUGCCUAACAUGCUGCAAACCCUGAAGGGACACACGGGCCUGGUGAAGGGCGUCGCCUGGGAUCCGGUGGGCAAGUUCUUGGCCUCCCAGUCGGAUGAUCGCAGCAUCAAGAUUUGGCGCACUAUGGACUGGUCGUGCGGCACAACGAUAACGGAACCGUUCCAGGAAUGCGGCGGCACCACGCACAUAUUGCGCCUCUCCUGGUCACCCGAUGGCCAGUAUCUGGUCUCGGCGCACGCCAUGAACGGCGGCGGACCCACCGCCCAGAUUGUUGAGCGCGAGGGCUGGAAGUGCGACAAGGAUUUUGUGGGGCAUCGCAAAGCGGUCACCUGUGUGCGCUUCCACAACUCCAUCCUGACGCGCCACAUGGCCGGCGACAGUCCCAGCAAACCGAUGCAGUACUGUGUGCUGGCCGUUGGCUCACGGGAUCGCUCGCUAUCCGUGUGGAUGACGGCGCUGCAGCGUCCCAUGAUUGUCAUCCAUGAGCUGUUCAAUGACAGCGUCCUGGACAUGUCCUGGGGUCCGCAGCAAUGCCUGCUGAUGGCCUGCAGCGGUGAUGGCACCAUUGCCUGCCUGCAGUUCAACGAGGAGGAGCUCGGCUCGCGCGUCUCCGAACUGGAAAAGAAGGCCAUUUUUAAGCGCAAAUACGGCGGCUGCUUCGAGGACCACUUGGCCAUCAAACAGCAGCAGCAGCCGGCACGCUGCCUGCCCGAACUCUCCAGCUAUGCGCUGCCCAAUGCGGCCAUGGAACGCCGCCUGCCCAUCCAGCAGUCGCAGGCGGGCGCCGCUUCGCCGGCUCGCGCCAUCAGCAAACAGACAGAGACGCGCACCAAGGACGGCAAGCGACGGAUCACGCCCAUGUUUAUACCGCUCAACGAGAUGCCCGAGCCCAGCUCCGGCAUAGCCAGCACCAGCAUCGCCAGCAGCGCCGCCAGCAAUGCCGUCAAUCACAGCAACAGCAACAACAGCAGCAGCAACAGCAACCAUAUCGGGAGCACAACAGGAACAAUGACAACAGCAACGACAGCAACAGGUCCAAUUGGCGGCGUGGAACCGCUCAUGCCGGAGCCGCUUUUCUCGCGCGCGGAUCAAGUGGGACGCCUAAUGCUGCCGCCGGCGCCGGCGGCAACGGCUGCGAUAGCGCCGCGUCGCAGCUCGAUGCAGUUGCUCUGCGAUCUGAACAGCAGCAAUACGCUCGGACCGAAGCUGCAAAUCACAGCGAAUAGUAAAUGCGAAUUCACCAAAUCGUCGCAAGACUAUCGCAUUCAUGUACAGAACGGGCAUCUGAAGACGGGCUACGGCAUGGUCGCCAAGGUGACCGCCCAGCUGAGCCGGGAACAGCUCUGGGAGAUGUAUGUCGGCUCGCCGGUAAUCAAUGUGAAUCUGUGCAGCAAAUAUGUGAUGCUCUGCUCUCUGGACGGCAGCAUGCGUCUGCUGGCCAUGCAGACGGGCUGUCCGAUCUUUCCGGCCAUUUCGCUGAAUAGCGCCGCGGUGCACUGCGCCUUCAGUCCGGACAAUCAGCUGGUGGGCGUGCUCACCGAAUGCGGCCUGCUGCGGAUUUGGCACAUAACCAAGCGACGCAUCCGGCUGGCGACCAACUGCCUGGAGCUGCUCAACAAGCACGGCAUGGCGCUGCAGUUUGCCAUCACGGAUCAGGGCAUGCCGCUGAUUGGCUUUCCCAGCGGCAAUUCCUAUUCGUAUUCAACGAAUCUAAAAUCCUGGCUGGUCUUGGCCACCGGCGAUGCCAUCAUGUUCAAUGGCAUACGCGGCUCGCUGCCGCGCGAUCUGGAGCAUGUGAAUCGCAAGUUCCCGCUGCUCAGCAUGCAGGCCAGCACACAGAACUACCUCAGUUUGCGCGGCGCCGUCGAGAUCGAUCCGGAGAGCUGGCAGCAAACGGCCAAGGUGCUCUUCCUGGAGAAUCAAAUAAAACUGUGCGAGGCUCUCGAGGCAUUCGAGGAACUAAAACAUUGGCAUGUCAUGCUCACCUUCCAGCUGGCCACCUACGGCACCGAGAAGCGUCUGCGCCUGUUCCUCGACGGUCUGCUCAACAAUACGGAGCAGGAGGCAACGCAGUCGGCGCCCAAACACGAGCUGAUGCAGUGCGUCCUGGAGUCGCUGAAGCCGCACACGCAAUGGGAGCACAUCUACAACGAAUAUCUCGAGCUGUACCAGCUGAACGAGGAGAACUUUGUGGCGGACGCGCCGCCGCCGCAAUCCUCAUCGGCAAUCACCUAUCCGUUGCCAUCGUCGCCCUGCCCACGCACCCGAGCAGCUGCCGCUGCGGCGGCGGCCAUCGAGGCGCUGCUCACAGCGGAGCCAUCAUCCCCGCCGCCGCCCCCAUCGUCGCCGUCGCCACCACCGCCGCCGCCUGCACUGGCUACGAAUCGCAAGAGCGCCGAGCCGGAUGCCUGCGAAACGGAAUCCUCGUCAUCCUCCCAGCCGGCAUCCUCUACAACGCCCGAGCCGAUUACGGCUGCCGACAACGAAACGGACAAGCACUGAGCGUUAGUCCCUGCCCCGCCCAAAACCCAUUCAACUAUUAUUAUUGUAUUUAACUCCCACUUUUUUUUUUGUCUCCCGCUGAUAUUCCACACAGAUACUGUCAACUAGUUGUAAGCGUUCCUUGCGAAAGUUUUAAAUAUACCAAUGUCAUAGUCUCUAUU